Molecule: messenger RNA, 1368 nt
Organism: Papaver somniferum (opium poppy)
Lineage: Eukaryota; Viridiplantae; Streptophyta; Magnoliopsida; Ranunculales; Papaveraceae
Product: protein FAR1-RELATED SEQUENCE 2-like
Exons: 4
Coding region: 124-771 (215 amino acids)
Source: RefSeq, a predicted model, not a curated record
AUCACACACCACUCUCUCUGCACUCUCGUCUUUGCAAAAUUCAGAAGAAAAAGAAAACACUACCAAAAUCUCACUCUGUAGCACUGUGAAGGAAGUUGGAAGAGAUCUAAGAUCUUUAAAUCAAUGGAAUGUGAACCUGAAAGAAUUGAUGAGGAUCCCGAAGUUAUGGAAAGUUCUACUAGUAAGGAAUCAGUUAGUUGUCAAGGAGAUGUUGUUUGUGAACCACACUUAGGUAUGGAAUUUGAUUCCGAAGAAGCUGCAAAAGUCUAUUAUGAUGCAUAUGCCACACACAUGGGCUUUGUCAUGCGUGUUGAUCGCAGGUCACUGCGUGAUGGAAAGACAUAUUGCCGUCGACUUGUUUGUAACAAAGAAGGUUUUUACAAAGGUAAUCCUAGUAAGAACGAAAAUACGAAGCCUAGAACACUUACACGCGAAGGGUGUAAGGCAAUGAUCAUGGUAAAGGAGGAUAAAUCAGGUAGAUGGGUUGUUUCGAGAUUUGUUAAAGAGCAUAAUCAUCCCUUGGUCAUUUCUUCUUCCCCCUUCCGUCGUAGCUGGCUUCAAACACAAAACCCUGAUGAAAAAGAUAAGAAGAUCCAAGAAUUGGCGACUGCUCUACAGCGGGAGAAAAAGCGGUCUGCAUCUUAUCAAGCACAAUUACAUAUGGUUUUGAAAGAUAUCGAUGAACAUGCAGAACACCUAUCAAGAAAGUUGAAAGAUGUUGAUUCUAGAGGAAAAGCUUAUACAAUCACCUUACAGUCUCCAGCUGUUUAGAAGCACCCACUGCCUGAAGAAGAUGGUGUUUUCUGGUCAUCACAUGAUCCUAAGUGUUGGCUAUUACACCCCAGGACAGUCAAACUCAACUAUUUCAAUGGGGUGCCAAAUUGCCGAUGCAUAUAGCUACAUGCAAUAAAACUCUUUCUGAUGUAUGGUGGAGUUCUUGAGACGAUGACUGUUGAAGCCCUCCGCGUCUCUCUAGAAACUAUGGCAUUGCUAAGUUCUGAAAAACAUUUAACAGGUGCUUUCAGUAUGUCAGUGCUGUUAUUAUAGUAAUAGGGAUCAUUUGUAAGUAUCCUUCUGUGUUCUUGCUGAAGUAUAAUGAAUAUUCAUUGCCUGGACCAGAACAUUGACGUAAAUCCUAGUACCAUGAAAAAUAGUGUAUGGCUCGAAGUGUUUUAUCUGAACAUUGGUUUAGAGAAUUCUUCAGUUUCUAUGUCAAUAUUUCUUUGGUUUGAAGUGUGUGAAAGAGGAACUGAGUUAAUCUCAAAGUAAACUAGUUAACCAAUUGUGAGUUGUACAGAAGAAAACCCUGCAGAAAACUAGUAUCCUGUAAAUAUUACUGACAGUAUAUACUAGUGAUGAACACCAUUU